Caenorhabditis bovis is the source of this 4332-nucleotide messenger RNA. NCBI's taxonomy places the organism in Eukaryota, Metazoa, Nematoda, Chromadorea, Rhabditida, Rhabditidae. The record is from the annotation of a GenBank genome assembly.
AUGUACCUACCGAAUCUCCGCGAUUCACUUUUAAAUUUGCCGGUAGUUGAGAAUGAGCCGCUGCCGAGAAUUCAGGCGAUUUGUGCGAAUCGCGAGAAGAAGCUCAUCGCUGUCGCCGCCAAUAAUAUUUUGUACAUAUGGCUCGCAAAUCCGCAACUUCUUUUAUGCUCCGUUGGAGUUUCCGAUGACACGUGGAAAGAGAACAAGGGCGAAUUUCAACGAAUCUACUGGCGGCCGGAUUCGUCGGCGAUUGCUGUCACUACAAAUCGCAGCCAAAUGUUCAUCUACUCUGUUCACAUUCAAACCGACGAAUCUUGCUACAAUUUUGUCGACUCGAAUGACCCAUACUUUCAAAGGAAUUCCCACGAGCUAUUUCUCAAGGGAAACCGGCCAAUUGUCACAAUUCGGCCGACAAUCAUUAUCAAUUUAGCUGAGGUUCCAUCAUCAUGUGUCCCUUCAAGGGAGGAAAUGAUUGUUUGUGUGAAGAACGGCUUCACUCAUCAUGUCACUUGGAAUGGAAUGAUAAACGCUGAAAUGUCAUUUCGCCUUUCAAACGUUCCAUUCUCCCACGAUCAGUUGCAAUCAAAACCGGAAUUCGUCACCUCCACAUCCACCCAUAUUUCCGAUAUCACCUAUGCGCCUUUAAUUGGCGGUUUUUGUGUGGUUCUCUCCGACGGGCAGGGCGCUCUUCUGACCUCCACCGAUCCGACAUUCGCGCCAAAAUCGAUUCUGGGAGUGUGGGCGACGAAUUUAAAGGAUGCGGUUUGCUGCGAUGUCAAUCAUAAGUUUCUCUAUCUUCUCUUCGGUUGCAAAAAUGGAGAUGUAUGCGCUUAUAACGUUGAUGAAUUAUCAGGAGCUCUUGUUCAAUCAUUUCGUGUCGCACCUAAAGUUACGAACGGACCAGACUUUACGAAUCGCUUGGGACCCGUUCUCAAUCUUUGCGUGAUUUCAAAUGGCUACGGAUUUGCCGCAGUGUGGAAAUCGAAAGAAACUGAAGGUGGCGAGAAGGGUCGAAUGAGUCCGCUUCCGAGAAUGUACUCCAUAUUUACACCGUUCGGAGCGCAGACAUUCUGCAGUUUGGAGGGCGUCAUUGAAGAUAGCUCUGAAGAUUGUGGUGAAGUGUAUACGUGUAUUGAAUGGGGUCCUGAUGGAUAUCAGUUAUGGCUCGGAACGAACAAUUCUCUUCGUGUCCAACCGAUUGUGAGGUCGGCGUCGUGCGGAAACCCUUUUAUGGAGCACAUUGACCGCGCCGUUCUCAUGUCAGACUCGCAUGUGUUCAUCGGCGCCGCCGAAGACAAAGAAGCGGACGCGUGCGCGCCGCAUUCGGUGUGGGACUACAUCUCGGUGCCGCACGAGUACCUCUCAUCGAAUUGGCCGCUGCGCUACGCGUCCGUCGAUCGCAAUUAUCGACAUUUGACGGUUGCCGGCGAACGCGGAUUCGCCUAUUGCUCGCUGAUUCAUCGACGAUGGAAGAUUUUUGGGAACGAGAGCCAAGAGAAGAAUUUUCUUGUGACCGGCGGCAUGUUUGUGUGGGAGGACGCGGUUCUCGGAGCAGUUGGCACGAAUUUAGACAGCGACAAGCCGGUUCUCGCACUUUAUCCAACCAGUCAGCGAUUGGAUACCAAAUAUGCGUCGAUCAUCGAUCUUGAAGCAAGUGCAACAAUGGUGGCGUUGAGAGGCGAUGUUGUUGGAGUCUUCGACAUUGCUGCCGAAAUCACACUUUACCGCCUAUCCGCUCAAUUAAAUGGUGGAAGGGAUUCGUAUCCAAAGAUUUCUGCGGACAUUGUUAGUGUUAUUCGAAUCAACGAGCUCAUCCCUCAUCCGGCUUGUGUGGUUUCCCUCCAAAUGACGACGUUGAAUCUUGAUGUUCGCGGAAAACCGAGUCCGGUGUUCCAUUCCAACAUUGACACGAUUCUUGUGAAUAUUGCCGGCCGCCUGAUAACGCUAUGCGUUUACGGCGAGGAUGGCAAGCUGAGUCAGCCGAUGGUGAUUGCCUCGUUUGUCGAGAAGAUCUGGCACGAUCGAAGUGUGUCGCCGUCGGUGUUCAAAGUUGAGGCGAACGAUCAAAUCAAAGGCCAUCGAAAAACACCGUCGAAUUUGUCGACGCCAAGCUCGUCGACGUCCGAUUCGCCGGCGACACCGCACAAAUCAAUGUCGGUGCACCUGAGCAAUGCACUAUGGCUAGCCUGCGGUGCAAAAGGGAUUCGGGUUUGGCUUCCAUUGAUACCGGGUCGUCGGAGCACAUCAACUCAGGAAAUGACGUUCAUCGCAAAACGGAUAAUGCUGCCGUUUGAUUUGGAUAUUUAUCCGCUUGUCAUUUGCGCUCGUGAUUGCCUCGCGAUGGGCGUUGAGAGUCAAUCGCAAAUUGUUGCGAAGUGCUCGAAAUCUCAGGGCAAAUCGGAGAAUGUGUCGAUUUACGGAUUGCAUCGGAACAGCGAGGUUUUCGUUCAUCACUUGCUUCGCCAACUUCUGAAGAGGAAUCUUGGCGUGUUCGCGUUGGAAGUGGCCGCUUCGUGCCGCUCGCUACCCCAUUUCGCCCACGCUCUUGAGCUGUUGCUUCACGGUGUGCUCGAGGAGGAGGCGACGAGCAGCGAGCCGAUUCCGGACCCGCUUCUGCCGCGAUGCGUCGCGUUCAUUCACGAAUUCCCCGAAUUUCUGAAAACGGUGGCGCAUUGCGCGCGAAAAACUGAAUUGGCUCUUUGGCCGGCGCUUUUCGACGUCACCGGCUCGCCGAACGCGCUUUUCGAGAAGUGCCUCGAACAGGGCGAACUCGAGAACGCGGCGAGUUUUGUCAUUGUCUUGCAGAAUUUUGAGAGCACCGAGACAAGUAUGGAACAAGCCGCGCGUCUCGUCAGAAGUGCACUAGACGCUGGAAAAUGGUCGAUUGUUCGAGAAAUGGUGAGAUUUGCGCGAUCGAUUGGUGCCGAGGAUAUCGAUAUGGUAACACCGCCGCCUAGCGCGAAAACGUCGCUGUCGAGAAGGCCGACGGUAUCAUCGCCGGAGCAGUCGAAUGAGUUUGUGAUCAAUCGAUUUCAAGCUGGCGGCGCCGGACGACUCGCGAAAGUUCGACAUUCGCAGAAUGACAAGGAGAUCAUGAGCCGAAAAGAUUCGACGGGAAGCACGGCGAAGGCUGGACUGACGCGAGCGAUUUCGGGUGAGGUGUCGCCGCAGCCGACGUCGAAUCGACUGGCGGCACGAAUGAACAAAAUUCUCGAGGAGCACUUCUGGCAUCUUCUCAAUAAUUAUCUGAUCAAGGAUUUGGGAUUCUUCUGGUCCGAGCUUCAAUUCGACAUAUGCGGAUUUCUGGAGACGAGGCGGAGUCGACUGCAGCAUCCGUCGAAGAAUCCGAACGAUGAAUGCUGCUUGAUUGAAGACUUCCCAUUGGCUCUAACUCGACUUCAUUCGCAAUUUAGUUGGCCAUUUCCGAUGAUCGGCUCGCAAUUUGUGCAUCAGAUUGAGAAAAAGCUGGGCAAUUUGAAGAUGAGCCAGAGUACGGCGAGCUUGAAUGGAUUUGUUGAGAUGGAAUUGUCGGAGAGCUUCAAGCCAACGUCGUCUGAGAAGACGAUAUGUGUGGAUAAAUCGGCGAUUCUCGAGCGGCAAGCGUCGUCGGACGACGGUGAGCUCGAGAUUCAGGAAGCGUCCCUUCAGCGAGUCGUUGGAUCUCAAAUUGAUUUGCCGAUGCAUGAUCGACAUUCGGUGUCGAGUUUGUCGGCGAACAUUCCGCCGACAACACCAUCGUCAUCGGAGACGCGCAGUAUUGCGGGCGAUUGGCAGAACACGGAUUAUCUCGUUGGUGAGAAGUCGUCGCGCGGCAACACGGAAAGCAGUCGCCAAAUUGAGUUCAUGCUCAAUUUGUUUGCUCAAACCGGAGCCAUUGAUUGGGUGUUUGUGUUGUGCUUGAUCGGAAGGGAUGAUCGACGACUCAGGCAGGAGAUCAAUGCGGCGGUGAUACGGAAAGUCGGCGAACGCGCGUUCCUUCGGAUACGAUUCGCAUGCAGCGAGUUGGCGAGAUGGGCGGUCGAGAAAUGCUGUGGUUACGUUGCUCUACUUCAACUAUUUGAUGCUCACUUGGCAGUGGUGGCUGAGCAGUUGGGAAUCCCUGAGAAGAAGUACACGCCGCCAUCGGACUAUGAAGCGAAAUCUGAAAAGGGUAGUCGAAGUCGUCAGAAUCGGGUGAACUCGAACGUGAAGCUGAAUUCGACGUUUGCGCAGAGGAGAGAACGAAGCAGAAGCUCAGAUAGAGCGCAUCCGGCGGUUAAAAGGUAUGAUGAGGUGGUUUGUGCGGAAGACGCGAUCGAGAAAAUGGACGAAGAAGGGUGUUUAGUUAUGUAA